This is a messenger RNA of Propithecus coquereli (Coquerel's sifaka), 4097 nucleotides long. It is a transcript of the gene HDAC6, whose product is annotated as histone deacetylase 6. Gene Ontology annotation, cellular component: histone deacetylase complex. NCBI's taxonomy places the organism in Eukaryota, Metazoa, Chordata, Mammalia, Primates, Indriidae. Bases 111 to 3722 code for a protein of 1203 amino acids. The record is from RefSeq and is a predicted model, not a curated record. The transcript has 29 exons. Gene Ontology annotation, molecular function: zinc ion binding; histone deacetylase activity. Gene Ontology annotation, biological process: chromatin organization.
CCUUCCUAACUCCCUCGCUUCCUUGCUUGCUCUCGAGACACCGCACGGCACGGUUGGCGUGAGUCCGGAGGGCUCCUAAGAUCUUCAGCAGGGGUGAAGUCUUCCCAACCAUGACCUCCACCGGCCAGGAUUCCACCACAAACAGGCAUCGAAGGAGUAGGCACAACCCCCAGUCGCCCCCUCAGGAUGCCGGUGUCACCUCGAAGCGAAGCAUUAAAAAGGGUGCUGUACCCCGCUCCAGCCCCAAUCUAGCAGAGGUAAAGAAGAAAGGCAAAAUGAAGAAGCUCGGCCAAGCGACCGAAGAAGACCUAAUCGUGGGGCUGCAAGGGAUGGAUCUGAACCUUGAGGCCAAGCCAGUGUCUGGCACUGGCUUGGUGUUGGAUGAGCAGCUAAAUGAAUUCCACUGCCUCUGGGAUGACAGCUUCCCUGAAGGCCCUGAGCGGCUCCAUGCCAUCAAAGAGCAGCUGGUCCAGGAGGGCCUCUUAGAUCGCUGUGUGUCCUUUCAGGCCCGGUUUGCUGAAAAGGAAGAACUGAUGUUGGUUCACAGCCUAGAAUAUAUUGAUCUGAUGGAGACAACCCAGUACAUGAACGAGGGAGAACUCCGCACACUAGCAGACACCUAUGACUCAGUUUAUCUGCAUCCGAACUCAUACACCUGUGCCUGCCUGGCCUCGGGCUCCGUCCUCAGGCUGGUGGAUGCGGUCCUGGGGGCUGAGAUCCGGAAUGGCAUGGCCAUCGUCAGGCCCCCUGGACACCACGCCCAGCACAGUCUUAUGGAUGGGUAUUGCAUGUUCAACCAUGUGGCUGUGGCUGCCCGCUAUGCUCAAAAGAAGCACGGCAUCCAGAGGGUCCUUAUCGUGGAUUGGGAUGUGCAUCAUGGUCAAGGAACACAGUUCACCUUCAACCAGGACCCCAGUGUCCUCUAUUUCUCCAUCCAUCGCUAUGAGCAGGGUAGGUUUUGGCCUCACCUUAAGGCCUCUAACUGGUCCACCACAGGUUUUGGUGAAGGCCAAGGAUACACCAUCAAUGUGCCUUGGAACCAGGUGGGGAUGCGGGAUGCUGACUACAUCGCCGCUUUCCUGCAGAUCCUGCUGCCAGUCGCCCUUGAGUUCCAGCCUCAGCUGGUCCUGGUGGCUGCUGGAUUUGAUGCCCUCCAAGGGGACCCCAAGGGCGAGAUGGCUGCCACUCCGGCAGGGUUCGCCCAGCUAACCCACCUGCUCAUGGGUCUGGCAGGAGGCAAGCUGAUCCUGUCCCUGGAGGGUGGCUACAACCUCCGCUCACUGGCUGAGGGUGUCAGUGCCUCACUCCACACCCUCCUGGGAGACCCUUGUCCCAUGCUGGAGUCCCCUGGUGCCCCCUGCCCGAGUGCCCAGGCUUCCCUCUCCUGCGCUCUGGAAGCCCUCGAGCCCUUCUGGGAGGUCCUUGUGAGACCAGCCGAGCCCAUUGAGGAGGACUACGUAGAGGAGGACGACAUGGAGGAGAACGAGGAGGAAGGACCUUGGGAGCCCCCUGUGCUCCCAAUCCUGACAUGGCCGGUGCUGCAGGCCCGUACAGGGCUGGUCUAUGACCAACACAUGAUGAGUCACUGCAACUUAUGGGACAACCACCACCCCGAGAUGCCCCAGCGCAUCUCGCGUAUCAUGUGCCGCCUGGAGGAGCUGGGCCUUGUCGGGCGCUGCCUCACCCUGCCCGUGCGCCCUGCCACCAACGCUGAGCUGCUCACCUGCCACAGUGCUGAGUAUGUGGGUCGUCUCCGGGCCACUGAGAAGAUGAAAUCCCGGGAGCUGCACCGUGAGAGCUCCAACUACGACUCUAUCUACAUCUGCCCCAGCACCUUUGCCUGUGCACAGCUGGCUGCCGGCGCAGCCUGCCGCCUGGUGGAGGCUGUACUCUCAGGAGAGGUUUUGAAUGGUAUUGCUGUGGUGCGCCCCCCAGGACACCACGCCGAGCAGGAUGCAGCCUGUGGUUUCUGCUUUUUCAACUCUGUGGCUGUGGCUGCUCGCCAUGCCCAGGCCAUCAGUGGGCGUGCCCUGCGGAUCCUGAUUGUGGAUUGGGAUGUCCAUCAUGGUAAUGGAACUCAGCACAUGUUUGAGGAUGACCCCAGUGUGCUAUACGUGUCCCUGCACCGCUAUGAUCAUGGCGCCUUCUUCCCCAUGGGGGAUGAGGGCGCCAGCAGCCAGAUAGGCCGGGCCGUAGGCACAGGCUUCACUGUCAACGUGGCCUGGAAUGGGCCCCGCAUGGGUGACGCCGACUACCUGGCUGCCUGGCAUCGUCUGGUGCUUCCCAUUGCCUACGAGUUUAACCCAGAACUGGUGCUGGUCUCUGCUGGCUUUGACGCUGCAUGGGGGGACCCCCUGGGGGGCUGCCAGGUGUCACCUGAGGGUUAUGCCCACCUCACCCACCUGCUGAUGGGCCUUGCCAAUGGCCGCAUUAUCCUUGUCCUAGAGGGUGGCUAUAACCUGACAUCCAUCUCCGAGUCCAUGGCUGCCUGCACCCGCUCCCUCCUUGGAGACCCACUACCCCUGCUGGCCCUGUCACGGCCCCCACUAUCAGGGGCCCUGGCCUCAAUCACUGAGACCAUCCAAGUCCAUCGCAGAUACUGGCGCGGCUUGCGGGUCACGAAGGUAGAAGACAAGGAGGCACCCUCCAGUUCUAAGUCAGUCACCAAGAAGGCACCCCAACCAACCAAUCCUGGGCCAGCUGAGGGGAUGUCCACACCAGAAGAGAAAGUUCUGGAAGCAGGCAUGGGGACGGCCACCUCAGCAUUAUCUGCGGAAGAGUCCACCCCGGGCCAGACUAAGUCAGAGAUAGCCGUGGUGGCAGUCACUCAGGACCGGUCCUCAGAGGCAGCCAAGGGGAGAGCUGUGCUGGGCCAGACCACCGCAGAGCAGGCUGUGGGGGGAGCCACUCUGGACCAGACCACCUCGGAGGAGACUGUGGGAGGAGCCACCCUGGGCCAGACCACCUCAGAGAAGGCUGUUGGGGGAGCCACGCUGGACAAGGCUACCUCAGAGGAGGCUGUAGGAGGAGCUUCGCUAGACCAGACCACCUCAGAGGCAGCCAUGGAGGGAGCCACCCUGGACCAGACCACCUCAGGGGAGGCUAUGGGGGGUGCCCAACUGAUCCAAACUCCUCUAGCCUCAUGCAGAGACAACCAGAACCCCCUAACCACACCUGUGCAGGGGGCCACACCCCAGACAUCCCCCAGUAAGCUGAUGGGGAGUCUCAGGACCUUGGAACUAGGCAACAAAUCUCAGGAGGACCCAGGCUCUCAGACCCCAGAAGAGGAGAGCCUACUCGGAGAGGCAGCUGGAGGUCAGGACAUGGAUGAUUUGAUUCUGAUGCAGAGAUCUGGGGACCUUACUGACACUGAUCAGGCCAUGUUUUAUGCAGUGACACCACUGCCCUGGUGUCCCCAUUUGGUGGCAGUAUGCCCCAUACCUGCAGCAGGCCUGGAUGUGACUCAACCUUGUGGGGACUGUGGAUCACUCCAGGAGAAUUGGGUGUGUCUGUCUUGCUAUCAGGUCUACUGCGGUCGUUACAUCAAUGGCCAUAUGCUUCAACACCACGGAGACUCUGGACACCCUCUGGUUCUCAGCUACGUUGACCUGUCUGCCUGGUGUUACCAUUGUCAGGCCUAUGUCCACCACCAGGCUCUCCUAGAAGUGAAGAACAUCGCCCACCAGAACAAGUUUGGGGAGGACAUGCCCCACCCACACUAAACCCCAGACCACCGCGCUCCCUCUUCUCCACCUCCUGAGGCCCAAGAUAGACCAGCCAUAGUUCAUUCCAACCUGUCCCUUGGAUGAGGGGUAGCCUCCCACUCCAUUCCAUCCUGAAUAUCCUUUGCAACUCCCAAGAGUGCUUAUUUAAGUGUAAAUACUUGUAAGAGGACUGCAAUGAUCACUUGGAUGAUCAGUUGUAGAUCUGUCCCUGCGCACUGCCUGCUCGAGGGACACCACUACUCCUCCCCAGAAGGAAAGGGGGGCAGCUCAGUGGCCCUAGAGGGGGAUGAUAUCAUGAGGGUAACAUUGGAGGGAGGGGGGUCAACUGGCAGGUAUGGCAGGGUUGCAUAUGUAAUAAAGGAUGACCUGUUA